UCUUAUCAUAGAUAAUAUGACAUACUUCGCGACGAACCUAUGCGUGGAACACACGUUUUGACACGGAUUUACUUUGUGGUGUGAAAAUGAGCGGGAUUUGAACUGAAACCAAUACACAAAAUCAAUUACUAAUAAUUUUGAUUUUGAAACUAAUUUUGAGAACAAAGAAACAUAUAAAAAUCUGCCAAGAUGUUGAUGGCAUCGCUGAGGACGUUGACUCCGCGGAUGAAGUUCAACUUCACGAAGCCGAAGAUCGACAACAUGGUGUUCAAGCUGCAUUACAAGUUGACAGUGACGAUGUUGCUCAGUUUCGUGAUCCUGGUGUGCGCGCGGGAGUACUUCGGACAGCAUAUUCAGUGUUUGUCGGACCAGGGUGUUCCACCACACGUCAUUCAGACUUACUGCUUCUUUAUGGCGACGUUCACCAUCGUUCGGCAUUACAACGAGAGUCUCCUGGAAGGCGGGUUCCUGCCACAUCCAGGAGUGGGCCCGUUGCUGUCCACAGAUGAGACCAUCCAUCACACGUACUACCAAUGGGUGCCGUUUGUUCUGUUCAUACAAUCGCUUUGCUUCUACAUGCCGCAUUAUGUCUGGAAGUCAAAAGAAGGUGGACGAAUCAAAUCUUUGGUUGACGGUCUCCAAUAUGCCGGCUUAGCUCUGCAAGAAACGGACAUGCAGGCUGGUGAAAUAAAUGUGAUGUCCAGGUCCUCCCUGGAAAACAAGAUAGAUUUGAUCAAGAAAGAUAUAAUACUGAGGUUGAGGGUUACGAGGACCUGGUCAACGUGGCUGAUAUCUAUGGAGGUGCUGAACCUCCUGCACGUCAUGCUCGAAGUGUGGAUCAUUAACAUAUUCCUGCACGGCAGCUUCAUAAACCUGGGCCCAAGUGUCAUCGCCUAUAAGAACUGGCAAGAGAUUGCCGACCCAUUGGAAACUGUUUUUCCUAAGGUGACCAAGUGCAUCUUCCACAAGUACGGUCCCAGCGGCUCCAUCCAGCAGCACGACGCCCUCUGCGUGAUGGCGCUGAACAUCAUCCACGAGAAGAUCUACGUCAUACUGUGGUUCUGGUUGCUCUUCCUAUUCAUCGUCUCCGCAUUGGCUGUCUUGUGGCGGUUACUGUCCUUCUUCAUGUUCCGGCGUUCGCUGAAGUUCAACGAGAUGAUGUUCCGGCACGCGUCGAACAGCAAGUUUAACCCGUACAAUGUGAUCAAUGUGGUUAACGGCUGCGAGUACGGCGACUGGCUGUUCCUGUACUACCUCGCCAAGAAUAUGAAGUCUGUCGUAUUCCAGGAUCUCUUCCAAAAAAUUUCUGAAGAGUUAGAAAACCGAGACAUGCCGACGAAUGACGACAAUGAUGAUAUGGAGAAGGGUGCUGAGCCGAUACUACUUGGAAGAGUCGAUUAUGAUGAUGAAACGUUGCCUCUCAAAGAUAAAACCUCGUAAAACGAUGAUGUGAUACGUCCAAACUCUAUUAACUAUGGUGCGGCUAUAUGGUUGCAUAAUAUGAAAGAAUAGGAUACGAAAAUAUACGCAUGCGAAAAGACCAGCUUUUAAAAAGAGAAUAGUUUUAUGAGCUCAAGUGGGAAAUAAAACAUUGCCCACAAAUAUAGAAAGCUUAAGUUAAUGAAUUCGUUACAACAGUUUAAAAGACUUUGUAAAUGACACAAAAUCUGGGGAAUGGAGCGAUCGAUUCCAUUCUGUAUAUUUGCGUAUUGAAUAAAUUUAGUAUUAAUACAAUUUUACUUUAAAAAAAACGAUAACUGGAUUGGUAUUAUUUAUUUCUAUACGAUAUUUAUGGAUAUAAAUUAAAAUAAUAGGGUAGGGAAAAUGUAUGUUACAAAGUUUAUUUACAAUGUAUUAAAGUGUAAUAGAUUC
Molecule: messenger RNA, 1872 nt
Organism: Leptidea sinapis
Lineage: Eukaryota; Metazoa; Arthropoda; Insecta; Lepidoptera; Pieridae
Gene: Inx7
Product: innexin inx7
Exons: 8
Coding region: 190-1440 (416 amino acids)
Biological process (GO): phototransduction
Cellular component (GO): gap junction; plasma membrane
Molecular function (GO): gap junction channel activity
Source: RefSeq, a predicted model, not a curated record